Messenger RNA from Haliotis rubra (blacklip abalone), 2528 nucleotides. RefSeq names its product cytoskeleton-associated protein 2-like. Lineage: Eukaryota; Metazoa; Mollusca; Gastropoda; Lepetellida; Haliotidae. Gene Ontology annotation, biological process: negative regulation of microtubule depolymerization. Bases 1301 to 2314 code for a protein of 337 amino acids. The transcript is spliced from 11 exons. The record is from RefSeq and is a predicted model, not a curated record. Gene Ontology annotation, cellular component: microtubule cytoskeleton.
UUGUGCCCGUUACCGCCAAGUACGAAAACCAAAACAUCGACGUAGUCACAUUCAAAUAGACAGUUCACAAGGAAAAUGCAACAGGAAGGAAUGGAAAACAAAUCUAAAAGAGAAUUGUAUCUGGAAAGAUAUGAGCAGUGGAAAAAGGAAAAGGAAAACUUCAAGUCCACAAAGCCAUUGCGGGAGAAAAAUACUCACACCAAAACACUUCAGAAAAAUAAGGAGAGUGGAUCAACAAGAUCACAGCCAUCACGGACUGCUCCUCAGAAUCAAAUAAAAAACUCGACCUCUGGGUCUAUACAGUCACGGGUGACAAAAUCUGCUGUUUCUAACAGAAAUGUGAAAGAGUCUGAAAAGAAGUCAGAUGCAGUCCAACUCAAACCCGGUGUAAAGAAUGAGACACAGGCUGUUGUCGUGGAUGGGCUAGAUACAGGGGACAGAUCGGAUGGCGUUGUUCAGCAGCUGGAUGAACCCAGUGAAGGUACACAGCCUGACUCGGAUGAACCAACCCUUCCUGCAGCCGUGGACAAUGACCAAGUCACCCAUCCUGAACCUAUUCCCUUGAGAUGUGUGAAGUUGAUCCUCCCAAACCUGUCCACAUCGAGACAAAUGUGCCAAAGAAUCAAGAUCAGCUUACCAUGAGGGACAGACUUUCUCAGUGGAAAAUGGACAGUAAAGACACAGAUAAGACCAAGGCCAUCUCAAGGACGCGGGUGAUGAGAAGACCUCCUGCUAACUCUGCCCCAAAUUCUGUACAGAAGAAGGAUGAGAACUCCAAACUUCACGUGGUUCCCAAACGCUUGGAAAGAAGAGCUACUUUCUCUGUUCAAACCUCCAAACCUGUGCCUGGCACCAGGGUGGGACAGUCCUAUCGUGGAAUGGUCAAGCCAACUCAGGCCAAUGAAACUGCCAAGAAGGUGGCGCCAAAGGUCGCCAAGGUGUCAGUGAGGAAACCCGUCUUAGUGGUAGGUUCAACCAAACAACGGCAACAACCUGGCAACACUAUUAAAAAAACACUUCCACACAACGAUAUUCGUCGUCAAAGUCUUGGCACGAGAAGACGACUGUCGGCAGGCAUGUCCAAGAGACCUGUGGGAAUCUUGAAGAGGAAGUCCUGUGUGCUUGCUAUGGCAGUGAAGUCCGAGACCGAUGUUAAAACUCUCCCUUCAUCCAGGGACCCAGCCAGCUCCUGUGGGCCAGCCCAUGUGAAGUUCCUUAGCCCUUCCCACACACCGUUCAGGAGCAUGCAACAUUCAGGAAGACCCCAGUGAAGACAAAGGAUGCAUGUAGCAGUGACUCAAUGAGACAAAAGUUGAACAUGUGGCUGGAAGCAAAGGGGAAGACUCCCUCCAAGUUCCGACACCUGAUGUGUUUUGACGCAGCUAUGUCGGAGAGGAAGAAACAGGAUUCCCAGUUGAAGAGGUCUAUCACCAUUAAGGAGCUGUCGUUACAGCAAAAGAAGAUGGCCAAAGAAGACAAUGUCUGCCAGAAUCUGACAUCUCUGUUCGAGGCUGCUGCUGUGGAGGACAAGAAGAGAAGACCCAGCCAGGUUGUGGAGAAGGGUGUCCUGGAACAGCUGGACGCCAUACUCCAGGAGUGUCACCAUCUUGUUGAGUCGGGCUGCCCAACGGACACUUUACUUCCCUGGCUACAGAGCAUCUACGACAACAUUCCCCAGGCCCGCCACUACACCCCCUUCUACAGGUGUAAAGUGGACACGGUCAAGCGAGAAGGAAGUCCAGCCGAUAUUGUUGAGGUCAUGGCUCAGGCCAUCAGCAACUCGGCACAGCCUUCGUCUGACCUGGCAGCCCUCAACACAAGCAUAGUCAUGGAGAUGGUGGCCAUGGGGACCAGUCAGGCUGUCAUCAUCGACACAGCAGAACAAGGAGGAACACAGGGGGCAGACAUUACAGGGCAGGACAUGGAGGAGGACAUGGAAACAAAGGAGGACAUGGAAACAAAGGAGGACAAGAACUCACAGGGCGACAAUGAUGGUGUAUUUGAUGAGCUGAGGCAGACAGAACGUGUCCAAUCUGAAGAGCUGGAUGUGGAAGCACCAUUUUCUAUACAGUACUCUGUUGCUAAUGUCACUCCAUUCAAGAAAAGGAAACGUGCCGCUAGUAUCAGCACCCCUCAACUUACUCAGCCUGUUGUGACACCUGUCAGGCGAUCAACUCGCAGAAGUGUUCAAAAUAACGUCACAGACUCCGAGAAGAUUGUCCGAUCAAUCAGUGACCUAUCUGAGCUGGAGAAAUCCAGUGCCCUCUUCAGGCCAAAUCAUGCUCUAGAUGAUGUUCUGGAAAGGUUUACAUAAAUUGUAAGACUGGAACAUUUUAUUGUGCCAAUACUGAUAUCCUUGGUGACCAAAAUGGGGAUCUGCAUGACACAGUGACUGCCAGAUAUGGAUGAAACUUGAGGGAAGAGGAAGACAAACUGUUUGUAAUGACAGAGCCGAUGUGGCCAGUGUCCCCACCAGAACUAUGUGCACACUCCACAGGAGUCACCUCAGUGAAGGCCUACAGAACCAA